Messenger RNA from Anopheles bellator, 3843 nucleotides. RefSeq lists its product as uncharacterized. The transcript is spliced from 2 exons. The coding region runs from base 114 to 3728 and encodes 1204 amino acids. NCBI's taxonomy places the organism in Eukaryota, Metazoa, Arthropoda, Insecta, Diptera, Culicidae. The record is from RefSeq and is a predicted model, not a curated record.
CCGCAAAAUAAGCUGUAGGCAAAUUAAAACUAACUUAGGCUCGACGGACUAUAAGUUAAUGUGGAUUGUACGUUGUUGACGUUGAGUUGGUGUAAAAUUGCCCCGUUCUCACCAUGGCAGGAAAAGCAUCAAAAGACGGCGUAAAUUUCCAACAACACCUUUACUAUUAUCUGAUGGGACUGUGCCACAACCGACGAAUUGAUUUUUCAAUACUUUACGAAGGCAACGAUAAACUUUACGGGGCCUUCGACGAUGUGAUACUCAAAACGCACGAUCAGAAACCGGCCUUAUAUUUCGUACAAGCAAAACAAGCCCAAAGUGAGUCAAAGCAAAUCUCUAUUGAGGAUUUGUUCGAUAUGAAGAAGGGCAUUGCGAAAUACAUCGGAUCGUAUAAGACGUACUUGGAUUCAGGUAAAUUCACAGGUGAUGGCAUUCCGGAUGAGAUAAUCUACUGGACGUCUAUGGAAUGCUACAAGACCACCAUACAAACGUUAAUGCAACCAUGUGACAGUAUUCUUCCACAUAUAGGAUCGUUGAAUGAUUCUAUCGUAAAAUAUCGUUUCAAAGAUUGGAAAAUGUUAUUGCUAUUGGAUAUUGCGUGGAAGUGGGCAAAAAUCUGCAACGCAAAACCAGAACUCAAAUUGCUCAAGGCGGAAUAUAUCUGUGAAUCCGUUGCAUAUGCACUUUCUGAGGAACUAUUACAAAAAGUGGAAAACACUGAUAAACUAAAAUUUCGCGAUGAGUUCCUUCAUGGGAAACCCGAAUUUCUUUCGUCAGUUUCAUCUAAAGCACGUUCAUUUCGAGAACACUUUAAGACCGCUUGCCAGCUACACCAGAGGAAGGAACAAUUUGAUAUAAAAUGCUUCAUGGCAAAACAAUUUGAUGCCAGUGCGUUUGGAUUGGUGCCCAGUGAAGGUGAAGGUAAAGUGAACGCAGAUUCUGUCCAAUUUGAGUACAAAGGAUUGAAGCAAGAAAAUUUGGAAAUGUUUUUCAACUUGUUUAGAUACUAUACAAAUGUUCCGAAAGGCGAAGAUAUGUUAAAAAUAUUGAACGAAUUAUAUGAUAGAUUUUUCGAGGAAAACCUGUUUGAGAAGCACUUGGUGUCUAGACAGGAAACGAACAACAAACAAGAGAGUGAACAUUACAUUAAACAGCGUGACUUGAAUUCAGUCAUUAAGAUAAUAAAGCUGAAACGCAAACUUGUAGCACCAAGCGUAACAAAUGUUGAGUUCAGCGAUGAAAGUUUAGCAGAAUUGCGUGAAAAAUUGCAAGACCACGUUAAGAGACAAUUAAAUUUAGAGAUCGUAGCCCCGAACGUUGUGGAUUGGACGGCUAAUCGUGUUGAAAAAGAACUGUUAAAAAUAACAACAUGUAUUGUUGUGAGAAAGAAAGACUUGAUAAUGUUGUCAGAUGAGCUGAAUUGUCUACCAAAAAAAUUAAUCGAUUGUGAGCUGCACACCAUUGUAGUGCUGGAUGUCGAGCAAUCUGACAAGCCACGAGUACUAGAUUUGCUACAAAGAAAAGGGAAUCAACUAAUACUUAUUUUUAUUUUUGCUACUUCCACUUUUACCGAUCGUUCUUCUGUUAUGUUUGAAGAUAAAUUGGACAUUAAAAACGUGAAAUUCAACUUUAAGCAAUUUGGAGAUAAAAAUUUGGUACUAGACGACAUAUUUAUACCAGUCACAGAUUUUCUUCAACAGACCGCACUAGAUUCAAUCGAAAAGCUUGCACAAUUAUAUCAACUUAAAAAAAUUGAUGUAAAAUCUGAUUUCUAUCAGCCAGACGAACCAAUUUAUGUACAGCGAACGCUAAUGGAUGAGGAUAAAAACGCGGUAACAUAUGAGACUAUUCGUUGUGAUAAAACCACCUCAGUAUUCAUUGUUAGUGAUACAGCCGGUCAGGGAAAGACCAUAGAAAUUUUGCGUUUUGGAAAAUACCUCAGUGAAAAUAACGCUACAUGCCUCUUUUUUCGAGCUAAAAAGUUAGCCACUGAAUUUUCACACGAGAACCUGAAAUGCUUCACGGGUUAUAGAGAUCUUUUGAAACUUCUACAAAUAUCGCCAAUGAGUCAAUUUACGGAAGACAUGGUAGUACAAUGUUUAGAAAACCGUAACCAAAUCCACCUUCUGGUGGACGGAUUUGAUGAAAUAAUAGAAGCGAGUCAAGAUGUAGUCAUUAAGUUGCUCGAAAAAGUUGUUCAAUUUAAGUUAUGUACAGUACUGAUCGCAACGCGAACCGAAGCGAAGUUGAAAUUGAAAAAGUCCUUCAAUGAUGCCAAAGUCUAUCAACUGGGCGAAUUUUCGUACGAAACAUACUUCAAAAAACUUUGGUUAAGUGAUAGCAGUCGAUCGUCACCGGUUUUGGAAGAGAAUGUAGAAUUUUUCUUGUCCAAUUUCGAUUCUGUCUUCAAGCGCACCGGUUGCAAACUGUUUCUCGAAGUGCCGCAGCUGUGCAAAAUAAUGGGAAGUAUCUAUGAAGAUCGAAUCAAGCGGCCGAAUUUUCAAUUACACAAUAAUUAUGAAAUUGGAUCUAUAUACGACACAUUUAUACGCAGUCAGUUUGAUCAUGCUGUAAACCGGUAUUUCGACAGUAAUUUAGAGAUUCACGUAUAUGCGAUGAAAUUAAUGAGAGUCGAUUUCUACAAAAUGCACACAAAUAUGGCGUACGAAACGGAAUAUAAUUCUGAAGUAGACAUACAUCAAUAUAAACAUUUUGCGCGGUUUGGUUUGAUAAGCUUUCGAUCGUCAAAUUACGCAGAAUUUAUUCAUCGAAGUGUGUUAGAAUAUUUUAUGGUUCGUUCCUUUCUAUUCGCUCCGCAAAAUGUUAAAGAGAAAGAUUUCAUGCUGUUUCUAAAGCGACAUUUUUGUGUAUCUCGUGCGAAUAUAGCAGAUAAACUUAUCGACUUCUUUUUGGGUGGUAAAGAGCAAAUUUCUAAGUCCGCGUUAGAUAAUAUUCAAUGUUAUUUAGCAACGAACGCUAAUCGUUUAUCGAUAUACGUUAGGAUAACGCUAAAUAAUGCGACAUUCAACACACUAAAACUACUGCUUCGUGCUGCACCGACCAAAACUGUUCGUAACCUUAAGUUUCGUUUUGGUGGAUCACAAACACAACAAACAAUUCCAAACGAUUCUACCGAUAUCAACCUGAAACGUCUCGGAGAAAGGCAAAUGAUUCUAUUGCUCAACACUCUGCGGGACAGUAGUGCUGAAGGAUAUCUUAUGAACAAUGUUAUUUUUGAAGCCGACCCAAACGAAGAGGACAUGAUCGAAGUUGCCAUCAGAAAACCGUUUCCAGAGGUCUUCAAUUGGGUUGUAUCGUUCAUCAAGGAACACAACUCUCUUGAACGGACACAGUACAUUCAAAACCGCAUUCCGCGAUACGCUCGAACGAUCAUAACGCACUGCUAUGCGGAUAAUAAAGAACGCAUGAUAGACAACAUAAUACGGUUCUGCAAAGCAAACCUGGAACGCAACGUUGUUCAAGGAUAUUUACGGAGCUUGGAUUUACUCGGGGAAGUCAUAUCUCACAUCGAAGUUGUUCCAAAUGGCAAAACAUUUGUAGAGGAUCAUCGGUUAGAUUUAGUACGAAAAAUAUUAUCCGUUCUAGAAUACUACUUCGAUGGAGAUGAUUUGCCUUCACUUAAAAUCCGCCAAAGAGAAAAUGUCGAAGGAUUGCGCAAUGAAGCGAUCAAAUCACUACUAAGACAAUGGGUCAAUGGCGAUAAGUAAAGCACUACUAGUGCCAUCAGAUCGAAAAAACAUCAGUUCCGUUUCCGAAUGUUAAGUUGUCUAAAAGUAAACACGAUGUUAAUAUUAAUUUUCAAAAAAGAAUAAACGAGUUUAA